Molecule: messenger RNA, 933 nt
Organism: Humulus lupulus (European hop)
Lineage: Eukaryota; Viridiplantae; Streptophyta; Magnoliopsida; Rosales; Cannabaceae
Product: serine/threonine-protein kinase BSK5-like
Exons: 6
Coding region: 1-777 (258 amino acids)
Biological process (GO): brassinosteroid mediated signaling pathway; protein phosphorylation
Molecular function (GO): protein kinase activity; ATP binding
Source: RefSeq, a predicted model, not a curated record
AUGAUUCAUCCCUCUGCCCUCAAAUUUGCAGCCCUUUGGUUCCUGCUCUCCGUGGGUGAGGAGUCUGUGUUCACAGCUAGGUCAGUUGGGAGUCUCAGAAGUGAGCGAUUAGCCAAUCUGAUUGGGUGUUGCUGCGAAGGAGAUGAGAGGUUGCUGGUGGCCGAUUUUAUGCCCCAUGAAACUCUCGCUAAGCAUCUUUUUCACUGGGAUGCUCAACCAGUGAAAUGGGCCAUGAGAUUAAGGGUGGCUUUGCAUCUGACACAAGCUCUGGAGUACUGUAGCAGCAAAGGGCGUGCAUUGUAUCACGAUCUCAAUGCCUACAGGGUUUUAUUUGAUCAGGAUGGCAAUCCCAGACUAUCCUGCUUUGGCCUCAUGAAGAAUAGCAGGGACGGCAAGAGUUACGGUACAAACUUAGCAUUCACUCCUCCGGAGUACCUGAGAACUAGUAGAGUGACACCAGAAAGUGUGGUUUACAGCUUUGGAAUGUUGUUCCUGGAUCUUCUGAGUGGAAAACAUAUACCCCUAGCACUUGAUCUAAUUCGUGGCAAGAAUUUUUUGAUGCUUAUGGAUUCUGCUCUAGAGGGUAAUUUUUCAAAUGAUGAUGGAACUGAACUUGUGCGUUUAGCUUCCCACUGUUUGCAGUAUGAAGCACGUGAGAGACCAAAUGCAAAGUCUCUUGUCACUUCUUUCAUGUCUCUUCAGAAAGAAACAGAGGUGUGUACUCUGCUUGAUCCUUUCAUUUUUAUGUUUAGUAAAUUUGUUCUUCUAUUUUAUUAGUUAUCUUUUUGCCUGAAAUACUAUUUUUUGCACACUACCUUUAUGUAUUUUUUUGUAAUGAUGAAAUGGAGAUCAUUGGCACUUGUCUAAUUGAGGAUACAACCAAAUUGGAUUGUGAGAUUUUGGCCAUUUGAUAAUUGAAAAUUUGCUUCCAUA